Messenger RNA from Populus trichocarpa (black cottonwood), 1620 nucleotides. RefSeq names its product trans-resveratrol di-O-methyltransferase. Gene Ontology annotation, molecular function: S-adenosylmethionine-dependent methyltransferase activity; protein dimerization activity; O-methyltransferase activity. The transcript is spliced from 2 exons. NCBI's taxonomy places the organism in Eukaryota, Viridiplantae, Streptophyta, Magnoliopsida, Malpighiales, Salicaceae. The record is from RefSeq and is a predicted model, not a curated record. The coding region runs from base 286 to 1362 and encodes 358 amino acids. Gene Ontology annotation, biological process: methylation.
CUUUGAUCUGGUCAGUCAAGAGCCAUUUCUUAAGCUCAACCUACCCUUUGUUUUCUACUUUUUCCUUUUUCUACGCCUAUUUUUUUAAACUACCUAGCAAUAUCCAACUGUCAAGUUAGUUUAGCGGUCUUAAUUGUUCAAGUAGUAGUUUCUGACACAAUGAAAUUUCCUCGUUAGCCUAUCAUCCACGUGAUGCACAGUGCAAGAGUACUCAAGACUGCAUUAUAAGAACCAACCGCGUCAGAAUGUUUUGAGAGCAAAUAAGGUAGAGACCUGCAAACAAAGAUGGAUGUAGAUCAAGGGAAUGGAGUCAGUGAGCUGUUUAAGGCUCAAUGUCACCUUUAUAAACAUAUCUACUACUUCAUAGAAUCAAUGUCACUAAAAUGUGCUGUUCAGCUUAGCAUACCUGAUGUGAUCCAAAAAAAUAACCAGCCCAUUACCCUUCAACAGUUGGUUUCAGCCCUAAAUUUUCCUGAAUCAAAAGCAAAUUUCCUGCAGCGCCUUAUGCGCGUACUGGUGCAUUCCGGUUUCUUUGAUACAAUCAAAAUCCAUGAUAACCAAGAAGAAGUCGAAGAAGGUUAUGUUCUCACAUCUUCUUCUAAGCUCCUGCUCAAAGAUAGCCCCACCAGCCUGUCCCCAGUUGUUCUCACAAUGCUAGAUCCUGUGUUGAUGAAUCCAUGGUUUUCUCUAGGCGAGUGGAUCCAAGGGAAGGAGCGCACACCAUUUGAAACUUACCAUGGAAUGAGCUUUGGGGAAUAUGGGAAGAGAAACUUCAAAUUUAUCAACAACUUGAAUGAAGGAAUGACUAGUGAUUCCAAAUUGGUGAGUUUGGUUGUUAAAGAGCAUAAGGAAAUUUUCGAGUCAGUGGAUUCAUUGGUUGAUGUAGGGGGUGGCACCGGAACUCUUGCUAGGAGCAUAGCUGAUGCAUACCCCCAUAUGAAAUGCACAGUCUUGGACCUCCCACAAGUUGUUGCCAACUUGCCAGAAAGUGAAAACUUGAAAUUUGUUGGAGGUGACAUGUUCAAGUCCAUCCCUUCUGCAGAUGCAAUUAUCAUCAAGUCUGUUUUGCUUAACUGGAGUGAUGAGGACUGCAUAAAGAUAUUGAAGCGAUGCAGAGAAGCAAUCCCAUGCGAAGAUGAUGGAGGAAAGCUUGUGCUCGUAGAAAUGGUGAUUAACGACCAGAAAGAUGAACAGGAACUGACCAAAACAAGGCUCUUUGUUGACAUGGAAAUGAUGCUCUUAUGCAACGGAAGGGGAAGAAAUGAGAUAGAAUGGAAGAAACUCUUCCUGGAGGCUGGCUUUAGUCACUACAAAAUCACAGCCACUUCUGGGUUAAAUUCUAUUAUUGAGGUGUAUCCUUGAGUAGUAGUAUCGAACUCGGGAUGUUAUUUAUUUUCUCCUUUUCUACAUGAAUGUGUUCUAGUUUGUGUAAUUUUAGCUCUGAGAUGCCAUGAUCUCUGUGGCCUAGGAACUUUAUAUCUCUGGGUUCCUACUUAAUAUUUACAGCACGAUACAAUAAGGCAUCCAAGAUAACUUUGAUAAGGCUAUGUGUUACUGUCUCAUUCUCAAUUAUUGUCACAUAAACCGGAAAGCAGUGGCUAAACAGCUUUUAUUUUCUUA